This is a messenger RNA of Rhodotorula toruloides NP11, 279 nucleotides long. RefSeq names its product 60S ribosomal protein l43. Gene Ontology annotation, biological process: translation. Bases 1 to 279 code for a protein of 92 amino acids. Gene Ontology annotation, cellular component: ribosome. The transcript has 5 exons. Gene Ontology annotation, molecular function: structural constituent of ribosome. The record is from RefSeq and is a predicted model, not a curated record. Lineage: Eukaryota; Fungi; Basidiomycota; Microbotryomycetes; Sporidiobolales; Sporidiobolaceae.
AUGACGAAGCGUACCAGAAAGGUUGGCGUGACGGGCAAGUACGGUGUCCGCUACGGUGCGACCCUGAGGAAGUCCAUCAAGAAGAUGGAGAUCACUCAGCACGCUACCUACACUUGCACCUUCUGCGGCAAGGACUCCGUCAAGCGCACCGCUGUCGGCAUCUGGCACUGCAAGGCCUGCAAGAAGACGACCGCCGGUGGCGCGUGGACCGUCUCGACCACGGCUGCUGCGACCGUCCGCAGCACUGUCCGUCGUCUCCGCGAGCUCGCCGAGGUCUAA